AUGGAUCCACCACCCGACGAACCGGUUUCGAAGCUCAACUUCAACCUCGACAAGCUCAAGGCCCGUCUAUCUCGCAAACCGUCUUCUGCCUCGUUGUCACCCUCGCAAUCCUUCAACAUGGCGCGUCGUACGCUAGCCGAGUCCUACGACUUCUGUGACGAUGGCACCGAGGACCUGGAUGCGGGGGAUGUGAAGUACGAGAACCAGUUGUGUAUGCCCCGUCCUGGAUCCUCUAUGAACAUCGUCGGUACUCCGACCGGAUUGCGUACGCCUUCGCAGCAGCAGCAGCCGGAUAUCUGGGAGAAAGCAUCCAUGUCCCAGGCCAAUUCAAAACAUGACAUUCUGUCCAGUUCUCACCACAGUCUGGACGGUAUCCAUCGCAGUGUGCUCAUCACGGACAAAGAAGACAUCCAUCGCUUCCUCCGUGAACUGCCUCUGCCCAGCAACUCCCGGUCCGCUGCCCGUCGCAAUCAGGACCUCGACACCAGUUCCCAACGUACCGCCAAGCCUCUGGGCCGCAGCGUGGGCGGCAUCAAAGACGAAGUCGACAAGUCCACGGCCUCGUACCAACCCGCCACCUCGAAGCCCGGCAGUGGUGGUGGUGGUGAGCUCCUAGGCCGUCUGCGCCGCCACCCGAACGACCAAGCCUCACUGUCCCCGUCAGUCCUGACCUCGUCUCUGACAGACAUCUCUUCUCCCCGUCUACCUUCCCGCGCCUCAUCGCGCGCAUCGUUCGACUACGUGGGCAAGUGGCUCGACAGACUGGACAAGCGCACUAAGUCCAGGACGACGUCUCCGGUACCGUCGACGCCUACUCCCCCUCCCAUGUCACCCGCACUCACAGCCAGAAGCAUUAGCAACGUCGACGUACCCAAAGAGCUACGCCUGAGCUUGGGAACUCAUGCCGGCCCCGAGGAAGCACUCUCAGGUGAGAAGGAGAAAGGUGGUGAAGUUGGAUCCCCGGAGCAGGAUGCCAAAUCGGAGUCUUCAUUGGAUGUGUUGCUGCGCGCGGAGGCGAAGCGGCUGGGGGCGAAUGCGCUUACGGAGAGGAAUGUGGCUAGGUUGGAGCCGAGUUGGAUGGGUGGGAGUGUGUUGUCGUGCGUGCCGAGGAAUGAUUGGGAUAGCGUCGAACCUACGGUGGAUGAGGAGGUGGAGAUGGAUGAGGCGAAGGGGGAUGGGCUGAAGAUGGAUGGUUCGAAGAUGGAUGAAGCUCCGGAGAUGGGAGAAAAGCCGAAGGUGGAUGAACAGAAGCUGGAUGCACCGAAGGUGGAUGAACCGAAGAUGAAGAGCAAUGAGCCAAAGACGGAUGAGGAACCGACCCUUAGUGAUAAACAGAAGGCUCAUGAGAACGACAACAACGAACCAAAUCCGGACGGAAAGGGCAACUCACAGCUUCCCGCCCAGGUACCCAAACCCACCCCGAUCCAAACCCUAACCCUCAUGCACCCGACCACCGUCCUCGAUCAACCUCCCCUCUCAAGUAUCCGCGCCCGCCCAACCUGGAACCUCACCGGCAUCGCUCUCAUCGUCGUCCACGGAGCCCUCCUCACGGCCGCAGUUACCUACGUGUUCCGCAACUUCGGCGACGAUGUCGUGUAUGAGGUUGCGGACGGUUCGGUCACGUUGCAGGCGCCCGGUCUGGUGGUGGGUAUGUGUGGGGUGCUUGUUUGCUUGCAUGUGGGUUGGAUGGGGGUGAUGGGGGGGUUUGAGGAUGGUUGGGUGGAGUAG
Messenger RNA from Westerdykella ornata, 1728 nucleotides. RefSeq lists its product as uncharacterized. The transcript has a single exon. Bases 1 to 1728 code for a protein of 575 amino acids. NCBI's taxonomy places the organism in Eukaryota, Fungi, Ascomycota, Dothideomycetes, Pleosporales, Sporormiaceae. The record is from RefSeq and is a predicted model, not a curated record.